UUUAGGCGGAAAAGAGCGGCGGGCACUCUGCAGCCUGGACGCAAAUCCCAAUUGGAAUAAAAACUAAUGUAAAUUCGGUUUUAAAAUGCAAAUUCCCAGCUAUGCACUAAACCGACGACGAUCUGGGACAGAGCACGACACAAGGCAGUGAUUAUAUUGCGAGAGAGUUAGGCCACACAAGCCAAAGGAACCCAGAAACGCCCACGGCAACUACAGGAUAGUAACCAAACAUCACAAUCGCCUUCAACCUGCUGCUGCUGCGAUAACAAUGUUCGCCCAGACGCAGAAGAGCAGCUUCCUGGAGCAGACAAAGGCGGCGCGCGAGGAGCGGGCAUUGGAGAAGCGCCGGGAGCUGGCCGCCAUCCUGCUGCAGUCCACGCUCAAGGGAUACGCGGCGCGCAGGAAGUACCAGAAAAGAAUCAUACUCGACUUUGAUGCCGUGUUCCCCGACUGCCAGGAUGACAAGGACACGGAACUGGAGCUGGUGGCCAUUAAUGUGUAUCCACUGCUAAGGCGCUACCUUACACAAAUCAAGCUGGAUAAGACGGAUCCUAGGGCCAGAGAGCGAUUGGAGCGCAUCUGCCGGUACGUCAUCAAGGCCAUGGAGGCGGAGAGCCCGAAACUCUCGUACGCCGCCCUGUGCCUGCACAAGGAGCGCAGCCUGCCGUGGAUAGCGCACAUCAAGCUGCUGCUAACCAACUGUAUGCUCCUGCUGCCUGAGCUAAAGCCGGAGAACCAUGCUGACAGCCUGUCGCUGGCCCUUUUCCUGCACACGCUGGUGGUGUUUACGGCGCCCAAGUCCUGGGCGAUACUGCGCAACUCGCAGUUUGAGCGACUGCAGCCCGCCAUGCAGAAGGUGUGCUGCAAUAUCCAGGGGCAUCUGGUGCAGAACGACUUCUACAGGAUCAUGCGGCUCGUCCUGCUGCGCGGCACUGUUCGCGAGGAGUUGUCCAUGAAGCCGGUCACUUUUGUGGCCAUCAUCACUUUGUGUCUACGUCCCUUGAUCGACGGGGACUUUAGCCGCAAUCUGCUGACCAAAUUCCUGUCGGAGAUUCUAUCGGUGCCCGCCUUGAUCUACCAUUUGCAUCAGAGUGUGCCGCAGUGCCUGGAGCAGUUCGCGACGCUGGGCCUGCUGAAGAAGGCGCUGAGCAUCUCUGAGGACUUCCAGUGGUUCGAGGAGUUCGGUGCUAGCAUGCCGGGCACCAAGUCCCUGGCGUUCCUGGGCAACAUUGUCAACCUGUUCAACAUUGAGGGCCAGGCGGAGUCCAAAUCGCUGGCUUAUCCCCUACUGACUGAAACCACCACAUCGCUGCUGGAGCUAAUACCCAACACGGUGACCACCAAGGGCGUCUUCACUCAAUGGCACGAGCUGCUGGGCUGGCACACUCCGGGGCCAGAGCCAGCACAGAACCAAAAUGUGGCUCUGAUCAAAAAGCAGUUUCACAUGCUGUGGGAUCAUCGCUGCAUUAAGAUGCUGCUGGGCGAUCUCCUCAAGGAUAUCAAUCGGAAUUACGAGCGCAUUGAGUUCCAGUCGCCCCAGCAGCCUUCCACCUCAAACCUGUUGCGUCGUGCCCUGGAGCGCAGCUCGACGCGAGGCGGAGGAGCGACUAGCAAGCAGACGAAGCAGCAGUGGCGACGGCUGGACAAUGCGGAGGUGCUGCAGGUGUCACGCAUUUGCGGCAUGUACUAUGCCGCCCUCAACACGCUCUCCCAGAUGAAGCUGGACAUCCUUACGGGGAUUUGUUACAACGAUAAUGUGCUCUACGAUAUCUGGUUGCUGAUCACGUCGCUGGGCCCGAACUGCGGCAUGAAGGAGUACCUGGAGCUGCUCAAGUGCGAGACGAACCUGCAGAAGCCCCAGACGGCCAUGCUGAUGCUCUUCUGCGACUGCAUGACCCACUAUGUUACAAUUCUGGAUGAAUAUGAGAUGUACACGGAGCAGAAUCCCUUCAAGCUGAACGACUAUGUGAUGCUGACCUAUUUCCUCAACAAUAUGCUCUACAAACUAAUAAAUGAUAAUAUUUUGGGAGCCAAGAACAUAGUCCAGAAUCCUGUAUUCCUGGCCUUGCACACACUGAUGCUCUGCCUGUAUCGCCGCGAUUGCCGUCGCCCGUUUACCCCGCCCAACCACUGGCUCAUACCGGAGGUGAAGCCCUCGACGUUCAUCAACGACCUGGAGAAGGCCAAGCGGAACGCCAUGCUGCUGCUGGCCAAGAUGCCGCACAUUAUCCCGCACGAGGAUCGGGUCAAGCUCUUCCGCAAGUUUGUGCAGAACGAGAAGGCGGUGAUGGGUCUCACGGAGAGUGCCUGCGCCUCGCCGCGCUCCGCCUUGAUUGUGAUCCAUCGCGAGCGGAUCGUGGAGGACGGGUACCGGCAACUGGCCGCCCAGCCCACGCAGGCCCUCAAGGGUGUCAUCCGUGUGAGAUUCAUCAAUCAGCAGGGACUGCACGAGGCGGGCAUUGACCAGGAUGGCGUGUUCAAGGAGUUCCUCGAGGAGACCAUCAAGAAGGUGUUUGACCCAUCGCUGAAUCUGUUCAAGACCACCUCCGACCAGCGGCUAUACCCGUCGCCCAUCUCCUACGUCCAGGACAAUCACCUGCAGCUGUUCGAGUUCGUUGGCCGCAUGCUGGGCAAGGCCGUAUACGAGGGCAUCGUGGUGGACGUGCCCUUCGCCUCCUUCUUCCUCUCCCAACUCCUCGGCCAGACGCAGCAGGCCCUGUACUCCUGCAUGGACGAGCUGCCCUCGCUGGACAACGAGCUGUACCGCAGCCUGACCUUCAUUAAGCACUACAAACAGGAUGUGGCCGAUCUCAACCUGACCUUCUCCGUGGACCAGGAUGUGAUGGGCAAGAUAGUCACGCACGAACUGCAUCCGGGCGGCAAGGCCCGCGUGGUUAACGAUCACAACAAGCUGGUUUACAUCCACUACAUGGCCUUCUUCCACAUGAACACCCAGAUCCGUGAGCAGACGGUGGCCUUUAAUCGUGGCUUCCGCAGCAUCGUCAACCCGGAAUGGUUGUCCCUGUUUUCGCCACCGGAACUGCAGCGCCUCAUCUCCGGGGACACGGUGCCGUUGGAUUUGCGGGAUCUACGCAAGCAUACGCAGUACUAUGGAGGCUUUCACGAUUCCCAUCGUGUGGUGGGCUGGCUCUGGGACAUCCUGGCCAAGGAUUUCACGGAGGAGGAGCGCAAGCUGUUUUUAAAGUUUGUAACGAGCUGCUCGAAGCCUCCGUUGCUGGGCUUCGCCCACCUGGAGCCGCCCUUCUCCAUACGCUGCGUGGAGGUGGGCGAUGACGAGGACACCGGGGAUACCAUUGGUAGCGUGAUCCGUGGUUUCUUUACCAUACGGAAAAAGGAUCCCCUGAACCGCUUGCCCACCUCCUCGACGUGCUUUAACCUGCUGAAGCUGCCCAACUACCAAAAGAAGUCCACGCUGCGGGACAAGCUGCGCUAUGCGGUGAGCAGCAACACCGGGUUCGAGCUUUCCUAAGGGUUUCCCGCUGAACUAUUUGCAAAUCUAUUCACAUUUUCCAUGUUAUUCCCCCCUAAGCAACUCCUUUUCGUAGGCAAUUUGGUGUGAAUGUGUUUGUUUAUUGACUUUUUAAAUGUUUUCAAACGAAGAGAAACAUAUUCAACGGUAAACACACAAUUAUUAACAAGUAAAUAUAAACGUAUAGCUGUGAUAAAACUAUAAUAAACUAAAACGAAGAGUACACAAUGCGAAACCAAGCUGAAUUACUCCACAAAGCCACAUUUGUGCUGAACAAACAAUGAUAAAUAAUAUAAAAAAAUAAAAUAAAUGAGAGAAGAUACACAACUAAUAUCUAACCCACGUAAUGGUGCAAGCCAAAAGUUACAUUGUAAACCACGAACAACAUAAAAACAAGCAACAAUAAAUCUAUGUGUCUGAUUCAUGUGCAAAAUGUAA
Drosophila kikkawai is the source of this 3928-nucleotide messenger RNA. RefSeq names its product ubiquitin-protein ligase E3B. Gene Ontology annotation, biological process: ubiquitin-dependent protein catabolic process; protein polyubiquitination. Gene Ontology annotation, molecular function: ubiquitin protein ligase activity; protein binding. NCBI's taxonomy places the organism in Eukaryota, Metazoa, Arthropoda, Insecta, Diptera, Drosophilidae. The record is from RefSeq and is a predicted model, not a curated record.